GUAAAGAGAAAUGAAUUUCUUUUGUCGUGUAUCGUUCAAUUUAGCUAUAACUCUAUCUUCGAUUUCAUUAGGGUUUCAAAUCUUGGUCUUUCUCUGUUUUUUUUUUUUUUGGGGAAAAAUUAUCAUCCCUGAUAAGAAAUCUACAAAAACCCUUCUCUAAGAUCCGAUCAUAUUUACCAUGACUGGAAAGGCGAAGCCGAAGAAACACACAACGAAGGAAAUCGCCGCUAAGAUCGAUGCAGCCACAACCAACCGCGGCGGCGGCAAGGCAGGGCUAGCCGAUCGCUCCGGCAUCGAAAAGGGUGGUCACGCUAAGUUUGAGUGCCCACUCUGUAAGACGACCGUACCUGAUUUGAAAUCGAUGCAGAUUCAUCACGAGGCUCGCCACCCGAAGAUCCCAUUCGAAGAGGAUAAGCUUGUGAAUCGUCACUCCACCGUUCCCGCCGUCGAGAGCUCCAAGCCCCGCCCUGGUAUUCGUGGUAGUCUCAAGAAGUAACUUUGAAUUUGGGUUUUUCUAAUGAUAUAUUAUGUGAAAAAGGUACUCACUAUAUGAGUGCCGUCUAGCUUGUUAUUUGGGCUAUUUUGUCUGUUUCUUUGUUUUUUCUUUUCUCUGGUUUCUCUGUUUAGCUCGUACUGAAAAAAAAAAUGGAAAAUGAAAUUCGUAAGAGCAACGCCAAAAAAGGGGUUUGGUUUAGUCAAAUCUGCCCUCUUUUUGCAAUUUGUGGUCAAAAACUCUUAUCUUUUAUUUACUCUUUUAUGUUAAUAUUUAUUCGUAAAA
Molecule: messenger RNA, 778 nt
Organism: Cannabis sativa
Lineage: Eukaryota; Viridiplantae; Streptophyta; Magnoliopsida; Rosales; Cannabaceae
Product: protein METHYLENE BLUE SENSITIVITY 1
Exons: 1
Coding region: 179-496 (105 amino acids)
Source: RefSeq, a predicted model, not a curated record